UCCAGAACUAUUGUAAGCCAGCCUGCUGCCUUCACACUUGCAGAGCAAACCCUAAACCCUACGAUUUCUCUGAUCUUAGGAAAACAAGUCACAACCCUUUCAAUUUUUGUUCAAAUUAAGACCUCAGUUUACUCUCGUUGUUUGUUAUUUCCGUUAUUAUAGAACACUUCUCAAAGCCGCAAAACAUCUUUUUAAAGCUACUUAUUUAAUUGACUCGGAAAUUCAGAACCGGAGAGAUGGGUGUGAAAGAAGAGAAUGAUGUUCGUGAAACUAUUCUGCCUCCAAUUGAACAGGAGGUCUCUGAUGAAUUAGAUACUAAGGUGAAGAAAUAUCUUAGAGGAGAGGGUGCUAAUUUGGAGGUUUUACAAGACAAAAAAUUAAAGGGCCAACUUGCUGUUAGAGAAGAAUUAUUUGGAAAAUCUGCCAAAGCUGCUGCCAAAGUUGAAAAGUGGCUUUUGCCCAGUGAGGGAGGCUAUUUGGAGGCUGAAGGAAUAGAAAAGACAUGGAGAAUCAAGCAGGAAUCAAUUGCUCACGAAGUAGAUAUCCUAAGCUCAAGGAAUCAAUAUGAUAUAGUGUUGCCAGACCUUGGUCCCUAUAUUCUGGAUUUUACUGCAAGUGGUCGGUAUAUGGUAGCUGCUGGACGCAAGGGGCACCUGGCAAUUGUGGACAUGAAAAAUAUGAACCUAAUUAAAGAAAUUCAGGUUAGAGAAACUGUGCGUGAUGUGGUCUUCUUGCACAAUGAGUUGUUCUUUGCUGCUGCUCAAAAAAAGUAUCCCUAUAUUUACAAUCGAGAUGGCACUGAACUUCACUGUUUAAAGGAACAUGGUACAGUGCUGAAACUUCAAUUUCUAAGGAACCACUUCCUCUUGGCAUCUAUAAACAAGUCUGGGCAUCUCCAUUACCAGGAUGUUACAAUGGGUGAGAUGGUAGGAAAUUUUCGGACGGGCUUAGGCUGUUCCGAUGUGAUGCGGGUGAAUCCCUUCAACGGAGUUAUUGCUUUGGGCCAUUCCAGUGGUACGGUAACCAUGUGGAAGCCCACCACCUCUGCUCCCCUGGUCAAGAUGCUAUGUCAUCAAGGGCCCAUAUCAGCAUUAACAUUCCAUCCUAACGGCCAUCUCAUGGCCACCUCUGGCAGAGAACGGAAAAUUAAGAUUUGGGACCUGAGGAAAUUUGAGGUCCUCCAAACCUUACCGGGCCAAGCAAAGACUUUGGAUUUCAGCCAGAAAGGUUUGCUUGCUAGUGGAACUGGAUCAUUUGUACAGAUCUAUGGAGAUUUAUCUGGAUCUCAGAAUUAUAGCAGAUAUAUGGGUCAUUCUAUGGCAAAAGGUUACCAAAUAGGAAAAGUUUUGUUCAGACCAUAUGAAGACGUACUAGGCAUAGGGCACUCCACAGGUUGGUCUAGUAUUCUUAUUCCAGGAUCAGGUGAACCCAACUUUGAUUCUUGGGUGGCAAAUCCAUUUGAAACAUCUAAACAAAGGAGAGAGAAGGAAGUUCGCACUCUUCUUGACAAACUUCCACCUGAAACGAUCAUGCUUGAUCCGUCUAAGAUUGGUACAGUGAGGCAAGGGAGGAAGAAAGAGAAGCCAACAAAAGAGGAGCGAAAUGCCGAAAUGGAAGCUGCUGUUGAGGAUGUCAAGAGUAUUACUAUGAAGAAGAAAACAAAGGGGAGGAAUAAAUCAAGCAAGAGAGCAAAGAAGAAACAAGACCUUGUUGUGAAAGCCAAGAGGCCUCUCCUGGAACAACAAAUGAAAGAAGAACAAGCAUCGUCUAAGAAGAAGCAGAAGACAAGCGAGGAAGUCGAAUUACCCACAUCAUUGCAACGGUUUGCACGAAAGAAAACAACAUGAGAAUAUUUAUCUAGUAACCAUCUUCGGAAAUUCGUUUUUACCUCCCAAUUUUGUGUUAAUCCAACCAAAAAAAUGUAUUUUUAAAUUAUGUUAAUUCAUCUUACUGUUGGAGAUCGUGAGGCCCUAGAAGAAUCCUUUCACGUUCUGUCUUUCCCUUAA
Messenger RNA from Mangifera indica (mango), 2006 nucleotides. RefSeq names its product probable U3 small nucleolar RNA-associated protein 7. The transcript is spliced from 9 exons. Gene Ontology annotation, biological process: maturation of SSU-rRNA from tricistronic rRNA transcript (SSU-rRNA, 5.8S rRNA, LSU-rRNA). The record is from RefSeq and is a predicted model, not a curated record. The coding region runs from base 237 to 1847 and encodes 536 amino acids. NCBI's taxonomy places the organism in Eukaryota, Viridiplantae, Streptophyta, Magnoliopsida, Sapindales, Anacardiaceae. Gene Ontology annotation, molecular function: protein binding. Gene Ontology annotation, cellular component: nucleolus; 90S preribosome; small-subunit processome.